AUGAAUGACCGCUCAAAGCUAGAAGACAGCCUUAAAGUCAUCUUACAACAACUCAAAUCUUUCAGCCCUACCAUCCCAAGUGACUCGAUUUUCGCUGAAUUGAGGGACUCAAUCAAUUACGUGGUUCUUCAGUCUAAAAAAUGUUUAAAAUUCACGGAUAGCAGCCUUGUGAAAUGCAAACGAGAAAUUUCAACCCCAUGCUCAGACAUCGAUACUCCACAUAUCCCGAAGGACUUUUGUUCUUUAUGCCUCCCUUAUGACCAUUUUUAUACAGGUCUUUUACCCGAUGAUCCCAAUGGAAACGACAUUCAAAAACUACAAGACGGAGAAAUAGAUGAAAUUGUAUUUAAGCUAAAGCAAAAUGAAUUAAGCAGGAAUUUUGUGAGAAGUGGAAAGAAAACUAGUCUUCACUAUGCGGCUUAUUGGGGCUCACAGACAUGUGUUCAAACAUUGAUACUACAGGGCUCUGAUCUUACUGCUCGUGAUGAAUAUGGUCUAACACCAAUUAUAUGGGCUUGCCAGUCGGACCGAUUAGGAAACCUAGUAAUCUUGUUGAAGGCAGCUAAAAUUCGAAGUGUUCCAGAAAAACAAUGGAUGUAUGAUAGUAGCGGUUAUCAUUUAAUACACCAUUCUUUAUUGAAAGAUGAUCGUUUGAAAUGUUUAGAAUAUUUAUCAAAUAGUGAGUAUGGAUUAAACGUUGAUUCAGAAGGUCAAAAUGCACUUCAUCAUGCUGCAAUGAAAGGUUUUCUUAAUGCAUGCAAAAUUAUUCUUCAAUAUAAACCGAAUGCUAUACUGUUGAAUCAGUUCAAUAAUGAGAAUCGUACCCCUUUGCAUUUAGCUACUAUAAAUGGACAUGGAAAUAUUGUUAACUUACUGUUAAGUCAUAAAGCAAAUCCAUAUCUACGUGACAAGAAUAAUUGUUCAUCAUAUCAAUAUGCAAUUACGAAACGUUUACAUUUUUGUCUAUUAAUUUAUGAACGUUAUAAUGUUGGUAAAGAGAAGCAACAAAAUGAAAAACAUUCAUUAAAUGAAAAUUUAAUCAAUGAAUUAACUACUUUUCGUCCAGUUAAUCCACAAUUUUCUCAUUAUCAGGAUUUUAAUUUAAAUACAUGUCAUGAUAGUGAUAGUCAAACAAAAAGUCCAUCUUCAUCAAUACCAGAUACCAGAUCAGUAGUACUAGUGAAUAAUAAACAGAUUAAUCAAAGUACAAAACAAGCGCACAACUCCUCUUCAUCGUUAAACGAUUCUAUUAGGAAAAAAAUAACAAAUAAUUUAUCAGUUGAAAGUAACAAUGAUAAUAACAUUGUCAAUAAAGAUAUCCAUCCUACACUAAACCAUGUUUCAACAAGAAUGUCUUUCAAAGGUCAUCUUACUGAAAUGAAAUCUAUGAUAAAUAAUAAAGAUAUACAAAAUCAUAAAGUGAAAAAUAAUUUUACAAUUAAACGUCAAUUACUACCAACAGAUAAAAGAGUACAUCGGAUUAACAAUUACUCAAAAGUACCAUCAAAACGAUUAAGUCAACAAAAUGAUCAAAUUCAUCAUUCAAUGCUAAAGUUAGGAAACCAUAUACAAUCAUCAUCAUCAUCAUCUGAUCAUUCAGAUGUAGAUAGUAAAAGAAAUGAUGAACCUAAUGAACGUUUAAUACCUAGACUAUAUAACAAUCAUAGUAUUAGUAAUAAUGGUAACGUUAUCAAUGCAACUUACAAUAAUAGCAAAAUUAAUUCCAAAGAUGUUGACAAGUUAAAAAAUAGUGAUAGUUCAUCGAUUUCUGAUAUAAAUUCAGUCCCUGAUAACGAGAGAAUUCUAAUGCCUACUCCACGUAAAACAUCAUGUCCAAAUGAAAUAAAUCAAAACAAUUGGAAGUCUGUAUUAUACCAUCCUAGACUUCUUAAACGAGGUCAAGUUAAUAAUAUACCACAAGAGAAUUCUAUAAAUAAUAUUCAUAAAAUAGGUGUAAACAAAUCAAAUGAUCUUGAUACAGAAUAUGAAAAUGAAAUCAUACCAUUAAAUAUGAAAAUAAUGACUAAACAAACAAUGAAUUCAUCUCGUUUAAAUAAAACAUCAUUAUUUAAAAAUUUAUUAACACCAUCUUUGAAUUCUAUUAAAACUAAUAAUAAUAAUAAUAAAUAA
Schistosoma bovis is the source of this 2130-nucleotide messenger RNA. The record is from the annotation of a GenBank genome assembly. NCBI's taxonomy places the organism in Eukaryota, Metazoa, Platyhelminthes, Trematoda, Strigeidida, Schistosomatidae.